GAAGAUUCGGGUGCUCCGGUGGCAAAAGAGUGUUCAAAACCUUAGGUCUCCUGUUCGACACCCAAUGGCAGCAACAAACCUCCCAAACUCUGUCCCAAAUGGUUGGCCCGGUCGGUUGGAUGAUCCAUCGGUUCUUACCGGUUCAGACAUUUUGAACGGUUUAAAACGAUUUAACCCCUUAAAUGGCUUUAAAUAUCAACUUGACCCGUUUCUAUUACCAGAUUCCGGGGUUUCAGGCAGGGUUCGGGCAAAACUUCAGAACAGUCGGCCAGAAUCUUCAAAACCCUCACCGGCUCCUGUAAAUUACCCAUUUCCUUUUUUUUUUCAGCUCCUCACAGAAGCAGUUCAUCGCACUAUAAUCAACUUCUUUGUUUUUGCUCCGAGUUUCUUUGACAUGGCUAGUUUUUCUAGUAUUUUUGCGGUCAGAAAUCUGCUGGUUCUUUCUGUGGCGCUGAACGCCACAUUGCUUUUACGGCUCUUGCAUGAGGGCGGAAAUGGGGCACUCGCUGGCUUCUUUCCUGAUAUGCCUAAAAACGGAGCAGAACAAGAGGCUCAUCUCAGCCAGGGGACACGGCUCUCCAUCACUGACUUUUCCGCUUCAUCUUUCUUUGCUUCUACGGCUGAAAAGAGCGAGGAAAGAGUCAUCAAUCUAGACCAUGGGGAUCCAACCAUGUAUGAAACUUUUUGGCGAAGAAUGGGAGACAGGACUACCAUUGUAAUUUCUGGUUGGCAGACCAUGAGUUACUUCUCUGACAUUGGAAAUCUUUGCUGGUUCUUGGAGCCGGAGUUUGCCCAGCAAAUUAUCCGACUGCAUAAAGUUGUAGGAAAUGCAGUAACGGAGAAUCGGCACAUUGUUGUGGGGACAGGCUCAUCUCAGCUCUUCCAGGCUGCCUUAUAUGCUCUGUCUCCCAUGGAUGCCACUGAUCCCAUUUCUGUGGUUUCUGCUGCCCCUUACUAUUCUUCCUAUCCAUUGAUUACUGACUGUCUCAAGUCCGGGCUACACAAAUGGGCUGGUGAUGCUCGCUGUUUCAAUAAAUCCGGUCCUUAUAUAGAACUUAUUACCUCUCCAAAUAAUCCAGAUGGGUUUGUCAGGCACUCUGUUGUUAACCAGAGUGAGGGGAUGUUAGUGCAUGAUCUUGCUUACUACUGGCCACAAUAUACACCGAUUACCUCUCCUGCUGACUACGAACUGAUGCUUUUCACCGUGUCAAAAUGUACAGGCCACGCUGGCACGCGCAUUGGCUGGGCUCUGGUCAAGGAUGAACAAGUGGCGAGGAAAAUGGUGAAGUUCAUUGAGCUCAGCACAAUUGGAGUGUCCAAGGAUUCACAACUACGAGCAGCUCAAGUGCUGAAAGUUGCUUCUGACAGCUGUGAAUCACAUGAAGAAAGUGGCUCCUUCUUCGAUUAUAGUUACCAGCUCAUGGCAAAGAGGUGGAAGCAAUUAACAGAGGCAGUGCAGCAGCCGGGACUGUUCAGCAUGCCUGACAUUCCCCCCCAGUUCUGCAGUUUCUACAAGAAAAUAUUCAAGCCUCAACCUGCCUUUGCAUGGGUCAAGUGUGAAGGAGAAAUCCAUGACUGUGAAGGCUUCUUUAGGGAAAAUAAGAUCCUUGUGAGGAGUGGAAAGCACUUUGGGGAUAGCCCAAAGUUGGUCAGGAUUAACAUGUUGGAUCGUGAGCAGAUCUUCGAAGCAUUUGUAAGAAGGAUACAGAUGAUCCAAAUGUGAAAUCCUGACAGCCCCUGCAAUAACAGGGGGAAAAGGAUGUAAAGAUUUUGCACCUUAAAAAAAAAUUUUAGCAUUUUUUCUUUAUGAUGUACUCGGGAAAUUCUCUAUUUACCUCUAAAGUCCAAAGAGUCAAUAGAUAAGGGAUAGUUUA
Messenger RNA from Rubroshorea leprosula, 1874 nucleotides. The record is from the annotation of a GenBank genome assembly. Lineage: Eukaryota; Viridiplantae; Streptophyta; Magnoliopsida; Malvales; Dipterocarpaceae.